Molecule: messenger RNA, 153 nt
Organism: Protopolystoma xenopodis
Lineage: Eukaryota; Metazoa; Platyhelminthes; Monogenea; Polystomatidea; Polystomatidae
Source: the annotation of a GenBank genome assembly
AUGAAAAUUCGGCUGGAAGGGAUUCGUAAAUUGGCCACAUCAGACACCGAAAGACGCCGACGGGACUUUGACGUCGGUUCACCGUCCCGCCACUUCGAUGACUCUGUGCUGUUUCUGAACCAAUCUCCUUCGAUUCCGGUGAAAAAGUGGUAA